Messenger RNA from Venturia canescens, 2920 nucleotides. It is a transcript of the gene schlank, whose product is annotated as ceramide synthase schlank. Gene Ontology annotation, biological process: ceramide biosynthetic process. NCBI's taxonomy places the organism in Eukaryota, Metazoa, Arthropoda, Insecta, Hymenoptera, Ichneumonidae. The transcript has 7 exons. The record is from RefSeq and is a predicted model, not a curated record. Gene Ontology annotation, cellular component: membrane. The coding region runs from base 423 to 1550 and encodes 375 amino acids. Gene Ontology annotation, molecular function: DNA binding; sphingosine N-acyltransferase activity.
AUGUAUGUGCAGUCUGUAUGGUGACACAGUGUGGGCACUGAGUGGCUCGUAUUCAUAAGAACCGCGCCUUCUAUUUCAAUAUGUAAGAUCAACGGUCGUACGACCGUUUAUGCACGCAGAGGAGCACACACGUAUGCACACGCACACAUAAUAUUUCUGUCCUUUUCUUAACGCGCAUUCUUUCGAAGUGUAGAUAGGUGUAACAUUUUUUUUUUGUAGUGGAGGAAACGCGUGUACAGGAGCUAGAUCGCGUACUCGGGCAAUUUCAGCAAUAAAAUAUAUUGCUCCCUGUUUUGAUAAAGUUUUUGUUUUUUUUUUUUCGACUAUUCGUUUUGUUGAAUAUUUAAAAAAUUGUGAACGUCGGGGUGAAAAAACCUGACGAAAUUGUGACUUUCCUACCGAGAGGAUCACGAAAUACAAUAAUGGAGAUCCUAACGAACAUAUCAUCGGCGUUUUGGUCACCUGACGUUUGGUUACCUCCGAAUACGACAUGGGACGACAUCGCACCCAAUUCGGACAACAAAUAUGCGAAUCACCAACAUUUAAUAUACCCAAUACCAAUGGCACUAUGUCUCCUAGUCCUCAGAUAUGCUCUCGAAAGGUAUUGGUUCGCACCCGUGGGCAAAUCUAUUGGCAUCAAAACAACGAGAUCUAAGAGAGCUGAGCCUAAUGCUAUCCUUGAAAAGGCUUACACUAGUAAAAAAAUUAAGCAUAAACAGGUCCUGUCGCUAGCCAAACAAUUGGAUUGGAGCGAACGUAAAGUGGAAAGGUGGCUGAGGCUGAGACGUUCACAGGACAAGCCUUCAACAUUGACAAAAUUUUGUGAGAAUAGCUGGAGAUGCCUUUAUUAUACAUACUCGUUCAUCUACGGGAUUGUUAUUCUUUGGGACAAACCAUGGCUCUGGGAUAUAAAAUAUUGUUAUUACGAUUACCCUUAUCAUCCGGUGACGAAUGAUUUAUGGUGGUAUUACAUGGUGUCGAUGGCGUUUUACUGGUCUCUCGGUAUAUCGCAAUUCUUCGACGUGAAGCGAAAGGACUUUUGGCAAAUGUUCAUUCACCACAUAGCGACGCUUGCUUUGAUGUCUUUCUCGUGGGUCGGAAAUUUGACUAGAAUCGGCUCGCUAGUUUUAGUCGUCCACGACUGCGCCGAUAUUUUCUUAGAGGCGGCGAAAAUGGCCAAGUACGCUAAAUACCAAAAACUAUGUGAUUUUAUAUUUUUUAUCUUUACAAUACUGUGGAUCGUAACGCGUACCGGUGUGUAUCCGUUCUGGAUCAUUUAUAGUACAUCAAUAGAGGCUCCUAAAAUAGUACCGAUGUUUCCGGCGUAUUAUAUAUUCAAUUUCCUGUUGGUACUGCUACUGGCUCUUCAUAUACUUUGGACAUGGCUAAUUCUCAAAAUAGCGUACAAUGCUAUUUACGCUGGCCAGAUGGAAGGAGAUAUUCGGAGCGAUAGCAGCGACGAUAUUUCUGACGUUACGUUGGACAAUGGGCCAGCGAACAAUUCCUCAAACCACAAUAUCAAACACAAUUCCAGACAAAAACAACACUAACGCAAUUUUUUUCGAGAUUCAGUAGGGACAAUUCGUUAAACAUUGCAUGGGAAAGAGAAGGGAUGAGACGAGAAAAAAAUAAACAAAAACGAACAAUCAGAAAUUCUAUUAGCCCGGUGCUGAUUCACGCGAACCGUAGCCUCCUUAAGAAUUGACGAUUGAAUGUGAUUUUUGAGAGUGGUAUAAUAGCCAUUUUGAGCAAAUAUUUUUCUGAUGAAGAAUCUUCAUAUACAACUUCUCAAAUAUAUUAGUAAAACGUUUUUUUUAAACUUUAAUGAUGGCUUUUUUAUGGAAUAGAAAAAAAAAACACUGCGCAAACGUCGAUAUACCAUCAAAUCGGUUGACACCAAAUAUGCAUAAAGUUAUUUGCGUUAAGUAGGAACAAUUAAAACGGUAGAGCAUAAGUCGCCACCGCACGUUGAAAGAAGUUGAUAGAGCUAAAUAUUAAAACAAAAACUUUGCAUCUUAAUAUCGCUGCGUUAUAGCACGUCGGGCGUAAUUAAACUUAAAAAAAAAAAAAUAAAUAAAUAUUCGCAGCCAGAAUUCAAGGACCGAAAGAUAAGAUACGAAGUUACCUUUUUUUUGGGUAUCGAACCAGGUGUAUCGCGCGAUAUCUUCUCACGAAGAAAAGAGCGAGAUUUCUUGAGAUUAUAUCGAAUUACCGAACGAAAAUAUUUCAAUAAUACGAUAAAAAGUCCACCAGGGACGAAAUGAUCUAAUCUGAUUGUACGCCAGGCCUAGAUUUGUAGAUUUCGUACGUAAGAACAUAAAGUUUUGAACCACUGUCACAACUUCGUUUCAAUUGACAUGACAAUUAAUUGAAGAUAAAAAAAUUAAUCGAAUUUUGUUACGUGUCUGAUUUAUGAGAAAAUGGAAUUAUUAGUAUUAACUCCGACUCGCCGAGUAGUCAUUUCUGUAUUGCAAAAAUUUCAUCAUUAUUUAAAAUGACGUAUCUACAGCUUUAAUUACGAUAAACUCCUAACAACAAAACAUUCUGCGGUUCUGUAUUUUAAUGAAUCGCGAUUUGUACUAUUUUCAUAAAAAAAACCAUUAUUCCCUUCGAAACCAGGCCGUUCAGUUAUUAAUGAACUUUAUAUUAGAAAAUUAACACAGAUAAACGAAAUAGUAGUGGCAAAAAUCUUCAAUUCCUAAACUAGAUUCGUGCUACGUUGGGACAAUUCGAUCGAACAGGAACGAAUAAGUCCAAUUCAUUCUACCUCGGUCAGGCGAAUAGAUUUUUAUGUGGUACGAAUUCCAUUAUAGCCUACCACCGAUUAAUACCGUAAUUCAGAUCUGCUCUUUAAUAUUAGGCAUUAAAAUUCUGUACCCCACACUUUUAACGUAUACGCGCGCCCGCCCUCCCGCCCACA